AUGGUCCACAACGAUUACCUCCAUAUUGACGGCCGAUUGAUCAGGUUCGCCAACUGUUACCUCAUCGAGCCUGACAGCGGCGACUUGACGACCUGCACCGCAUCCAUCUGGGUAGAUAGGCUUUUGAGAACCAUCGCGCGCGUGGUUCUGGACGAUCCAAGCGCGGCCAAUCGCUUCGCAUCGGAUUCUGGCCAGGAUCCUUCUAUCAGGGAAGAAGCACUUGCUGCAGCUCCUACGAUUGAUCUCCAGGGCCAAGUCUUGGCACCAGGGUUGAUCGAUAUCCAGAUCAACGGCGCUUAUGGUAUCGACUUUUCACAUUGGCCGGGCGAGGAAGAAGACUAUAUCAGCAAGGUGGAGACGGUUUCGACCAGGCUGGCAGCAACCGGAGUUACGGCUUACUUGCCAACGGUUAUCUCUCAAACGCCUGAUAUGUACGAGCAGAUCAUUCCAGCCCUUCAUCAUCAUGCGGUCGACUCCCUUACCACUGGUGCUGCAGUGAUCGGUUACCACCUUGAGGGUCCAUUCCUGGCCCCUUCGAAGAUUGGCUGCCACCCCGCUGACAAUGCCAGGGACGCUUCUGAGGGGUGGCGGUCUUUGAUCGGGACCUACGGUCAAACGAUUGUCGAGCCUGCAGAGGAAUUCAAGCUGGCCAAGAUCAUCACCUUAGCGCCCGAAGUUCUGGGUGUUAUGGCCUGCAUCCCGCGACUAGUUGAGGAGGGUCUCACAAUCAGCAUCGGUCAUUCCGGGGCUAACACCCAACAAGCUGCCCAAGCCGUUGCUUCCGGCGCUUCCUUGAUCACUCAUCUCUUCAACGCCAUGCCCGCUUUCCAUCACCGCGAGCCUGGCAUCAUCGGUCUUCUUGGUGCAGGUCCAGAUAGUCACGAAAACGUCGACGGAAAGCAUCCUUCUCAAACGCUUCAGUCCGCUUUGCCAACUCCCGCAGCCUCCCAGGUACUGAGCAAAAUUGAAAGCCUUGCCGAUAACAAGUCUCCGCUACCGUUCACCGAGACGGAGACUCCCGAGACGAAUAAUCAGAAUCCAAGACCCUUCCAGCGACCUUUCUGGAGUUGCAUCGCCGACGGCUUGCAUGUCCACCCCUUCGCUGUCAAUCUCGCCUACCAAGCGCAUCCUCACGGGUGUAUCGUCGUUACCGAUGCUGUCUCUUGGAUGGACCCGAAUCUCCCGGAUGGGGUGUAUCCUUGGCGGUCUCAAGACCAUACCGUAACCAAGAAAGGGGACUCGAUUACCCUGACCGAUACGGAUACUCUCGCUGGUGCCGCUGUACCGCUGGACAAGUGCGUCAGGAACCUGGCCAAGUUCUGCGGAAUUCCCUUGUCAAAAGCCAUCCACUGUGCGAGUCGAAAUCCCGCAAAGUGUCUAGGUGGCUCGGUCGUCCAAUCGAAAGGCGCCCUCAAGGUUGGCUUCGAUGCUGAUCUGACCGUGUGGGACAAGGAAACCGGGGAACUAUUGUCAACCUGGCGAGCCGGAAGACAAGUCUUCGGCAAAUUUGAGUUGCAAAACCCGGCGUGAUGCAGCCGACAAGAUGGACAGCUACGAACGAUUCGAUA
Filobasidium floriforme is the source of this 1568-nucleotide messenger RNA. Its product is annotated as Metallo-dependent hydrolase. NCBI's taxonomy places the organism in Eukaryota, Fungi, Basidiomycota, Tremellomycetes, Filobasidiales, Filobasidiaceae. Gene Ontology annotation, molecular function: N-acetylglucosamine-6-phosphate deacetylase activity. The transcript has 5 exons. The record is from RefSeq and is a predicted model, not a curated record. The coding region runs from base 1 to 1530 and encodes 509 amino acids. Gene Ontology annotation, biological process: N-acetylglucosamine catabolic process.